This is a messenger RNA of Cutaneotrichosporon cavernicola, 1209 nucleotides long. RefSeq lists its product as uncharacterized. The coding region runs from base 1 to 1209 and encodes 402 amino acids. NCBI's taxonomy places the organism in Eukaryota, Fungi, Basidiomycota, Tremellomycetes, Trichosporonales, Trichosporonaceae. Gene Ontology annotation, molecular function: agmatinase activity; metal ion binding. The record is from RefSeq and is a predicted model, not a curated record. The transcript has 7 exons.
AUGCGCCUAACGGCUCUCUUCGCAGCGCUCACUGCCGUCGCCUCUGUCGCCGCCGAGCCAUGGCAGGAGAAAUACGGCGGCACACCCGACCUCACGUACUCUGGAGUGGCGGGGUUCGGCCGGCUGCCGUGGGAGCGAUGCCUCGAGAAACCAGGCUAUGGUUUCGACAUUGCUGUCCUUGGCAUGCCCUUUGAUACUUCGGUGUCGUAUCGCCCCGGAGCGCGGUUUGGACCGCACGCAAUCCGGUCUGGAUCACGUAGGCAUGGCCCGGCGCGCUCGUUCCUCAUCCCUUGGGGAACUAGUGUCACGCAGGAUACUGGGUUGCAUAUUGUCGACUGCAACGACGUCCCGAUCUCGCCGUACGACAACGCCUUGGCCAUCGACGAGAUGCAGGUCGCGUAUGCCACCCUCCUCGACCGGCCCACGUCACCCGAUACCCACUUUACCCGCCACAUCGCAAAGGACGGCAAGGAACACCCGCGUAUCCUCACUUUGGGAGGAGACCACACCAUCGUGCUUCCCAUCCUCGGCGCGCUUACGGAUGUCUAUGGCCCGAUCUCGGUGCUCCACUUUGAUGCGCACCUCGACACUUGGAAUGGGAAUGAGCUGGGUGGCGCGCAUACCGAGCAGCACAAGGUUACUCACGGCACGUUCUUCUGGAAGGCAUACGAGCUCGGAUACAUCAACGACAAGACAUCGGCUCACGCCGGGAUUCGUACCCGCCUUAACUCGAUGCGCGACCUGCUACACGACGAGGCAGUCGGCUUCCAGGUCUUCACGACGGACGACAUCGACGAAAUGGGUCCCGAAGGUAUCGCCACCAAGCUCAAGAAACGCCUCGGCAACGGUCCCGUCUACCUCUCCUUUGACAUUGACACGAUCGACCCCUCGAUGGCGCCAGCCACCGGCACGCCCGAGUCGGGCGGCUGGACCACUCGCGAGGUCAAGCGCAUUGUACGCGGCCUUGUCGGCCUCAACAUUGUCGGAGCGGAUAUUGUCGAAGUCUCGCCGGCCUACGACACCAAUGCCGAACUGACGGCCAUGGCUGCCGCCGACCUCGCUCAGGAAUUCCUCGCCCUACUGGCGGCAAAGGAGGCCCCCGUCGCAGCCGUCAAGGGGGGCGUGUUGGACAAGAACCUCCGCGCCAAGGCUGAGGCAGACACGAGCGGCGCGCGCGGCCAAUUCAUCGACAACCGCGAUGAGCUGUAG